AAAAUUCUUCUUCCUGGACUAAGGCAAAGUUGAGUCAAAUUUUUAAACAAUCUGAGACACAGGAGAGACUGUGUAUUUCGAUGUGGUAAAAGUAAAACACACCGACAGAGAUAGAUUAAUCUCCUCUCGGCCGGUCGAUAAUCUCGGUGACCGGCGUUCUCACUAUUUCGAGCUGGCUUCCCAUAACUGGAGACGCCUGUUCCCAGCUCGAUCCAGAAGGGCGUCCUUGCCCGUUCUACAACUUGUGCCUCCUGCAAUGAACCCUUUCAGGCUAUGUUCGGGACUCAAAGUCCUGGGCUAUUUCAUGAUCGUCAUCGUUUUCGCUAUUGUCGCUCUCUCCUAUUAUGCUGUUGUCCUUCUCACCUUGGCUCCACACCUCCUUCACGCUCGCAGCUUCACCUCCUUCUUGUCUUUCCUCACCUUUCAUAUUCUUCUUGUAUUGCUAAUGUGGAGCUAUAUUAAGGUAGUAAUUCAGGACCCUGGUUCGGUCCCUGAAAACUGGAAACUAGUAUCUGAGCAGAACAUAGAGGAGGGUAACUCUGUUGCUUUAACUGAUUAUGCAUCAAUCGAGAACCCUACUCCAACAGUAUCAACUGACCAGAUAGAAAGAAGACAGUCACAGUUCAGAGGCUAUUGCAGUCAAUGCCAAAAUGGCAAGCCACCUCGUUGUCAUCAUUGUUCUGUUUGUCAAAGAUGUGUUCUUAAGAUGGAUCAUCACUGCAUAUGGGUUGUCAACUGUGUGGGGUCCCGCAACUACAAGUUUUUCCUCCUUUUUGUGAUGUACACAUUUUUGACAACAACAUUGGACACUCUGGUGCUGCUACCCAGUUUUAUAAAAUUCUUUCGACAAGCCAAGAAUCAUUCAUUCUCGCCGGACAACAUUGCAGUCGUUUUUCUAGCCUUUGUUCUGAAUCUAGCCUUUUCACUCAGUCUUCUUUGUUUUGUGAUUAUGCAUGCAUCUCUGCUCUCAAGCAACACCACUUCAGUGGAGGUUUAUGAGAAGAAAAAAACUGUGCACUGGAAGUAUGACCUUGGCUGGAAAAGGAAUUUUGAACAGGUUUUUGGCGCUAAUAAGGCAUUAUGGUUUUUGCCAUUGUUCUCGAAGAAAGAUUUGGAGAACAUACCGGCACUCUAUGGAGUGGAAUUCCCGACACGUUCAGACACUGAAGAAUGAGUUCUUAUACAGGGACGUACAUAGAACUUUGGUCCAUUACAUAAGACAAUGCAACAACAGAUGUUAGGAGUAGGCAGUUUCCUAGUACCAUCAAUUCAUUGAUUGAUAUUUUCAAAUUCUCAUUAGGAGCUUGUGGGUUGUACUUGUCUAUGUAUAUGUAAACGUUCUGUAACGUAAUCCUGAAAUACGUUUUGGUGUGAAAGCCUAAGUUGUCGGUGGUGGUAACAUCGGAGAUAUUGAUAAUGGGAUGAUCAAUAUUGGAUUGUACUGUAUCUAGAAUGACGGGACACUCUAAUUUAAGCCUCUAAUGUAUGCUGUGUAGGUUUGCUCA
This is a messenger RNA of Nicotiana tabacum (common tobacco), 1505 nucleotides long. Its product is annotated as putative protein S-acyltransferase 12. The record is from RefSeq and is a predicted model, not a curated record. Gene Ontology annotation, molecular function: palmitoyltransferase activity. NCBI's taxonomy places the organism in Eukaryota, Viridiplantae, Streptophyta, Magnoliopsida, Solanales, Solanaceae.